Rotaria sp. Silwood1 is the source of this 573-nucleotide messenger RNA. The record is from the annotation of a GenBank genome assembly. NCBI's taxonomy places the organism in Eukaryota, Metazoa, Rotifera, Eurotatoria, Philodinida, Philodinidae.
AUGGCGGUCAAUAAUUUGACUAGUCAUCGUCGUCCACCUAUCAUCGGUGUUUGGGUUGAUCAAGAAAUUGGUCGCAAUGGUACUCAUCUAGACAUCAAACAACGCUUUGCUCGGUUAUCAUCAUUUAUUGAACAAUGGCAUUAUUUUGUAACUCCACAGGAAUUAUAUGACUUUUUAGAUGAUAAUCCAAAAACUCAAAUUUUUCUUAUUAUGUCUGGACAAAAUGGUCAACAAAUUGUUCCUUCCAGACAUUCUUACGAAAAUAUUCAUAGCAUAUACAUAUUCUGUGCCAAUGUUAAUCAACAUCGUCGUUUAAAAGAAGAGUUUGAUAAAGUCAAAGAUGUUAUGAAUUUGAUUGAUAAUGUAUAUGAACGAAUAGCUGAUGAAUUGUCACAAUUAUUGCUUAAUAUUGGUGAAUCAUAUAAACGAUCAGAUGAUCGAAGUUUGGCUCGGAACUAUUUAAAUGAAGCAUUACGAUUAAUGGAUACUAUACUUCAUUAUGGAAAUAAUCAUGGACGUGUAAUACAGGCGAAUGAUCUGUUAGAAUCAAUUGAUUCAUUGAUUGACCCAUAA